AUGUUAUACGGAUUGGAAACUGGCUGGAUGUCGCCUAUCACGAGAACGCUACAAUCCGAUCAAUCUCCCAUUGGAGUACCACUAACAGAUAAUGAAGUGUCAUUAGUGGCCAGCAUUAUGUGUGUAUUUGCUGCGCUCAGCGCGCCGUUCUAUUCAUACAUCGCUGAUAUUUAUGGAAGGAAAUUAGCUGUCAUAGCUGUACCUACUUUUGAAACGGUGUCUUGGAUUAUAAGAUUAUCGUUUCCAUCUACUAUGGGUUUGGUGGUAGCACGAGCAUUCGCCGGCCUUGCAUCCGGAGGGUCCUUUAUCGUAGUCCCGAUGUACGUGAAAGAGAUCAGUCAAGAUGACAUCAGAGGACUCUUGGGAUCUAUACUUGUUAUGGCGCAGAACUUAGGCAUACUCUUCAUGUAUAUUAUAGGAGCAUAUCUGGAUUACUUCAUAGUACUUUGGAUUGUACUAUCCCUGAGUAUAUUGACAAUUGUUCUAAUGAUCACGAUGCCUGAAUCACCAAGCUUUCUUAUCAAGAAAGGGAAUGUUGAAGAAGCGACGAAGACCAUCGCCUUCCUCAGAGGUCUUGACGUCGACAACGAAUCAGUUAAAAGAGAAAUCGAUAUAAUGAAAAAGCAACAGCUAUAUUUUGAAUCACUUCCUAAGAUUUCUCUGAUCUCUAUAUUCAAGAACAAGAGCUGGCGGGGUCUGAUCAUCCUGGCCCUUCUCAUAAUCACGGUCCACGCUACCAAUGGCACAUACGCUAUCAUCAACUACGGCUCCAGUAUUCUUGCGUCCAGUGGAGUCCAGUACAGCAUCAGCGCAGAACUGCAGUCCCUGAGCUUUCCUGUUAUGUUGAUUAUUGGCUCUUUAGUGUCCAUGGGUUGUGUUGAACGGUUCGGACGUAAGCCGCUGUUGGUGGGUUGCUUGUUAAUAUCUGCAUGUUCUUUGGGCACUAUGGGCUGUGGCAUGCUUCUACAAGAGAACGGCAUAAGUCCACCUAACUGGUUGCCAGUAUUGGCUAUGGUCUGUGCGAUCUUCGGCUACGCAGCUGGUAUUUCUCCGUUACCUUUCAUCAUCAUGUCAGAAAUGCUCAAUUUCCAGAUCCGUGCUAAAGUAAUGGGAUUAGUGCUUAUGCAUUCUUGGGUUAUGACUUUCUUGCAACUCAUGUUGUACGCACCUAUUUCUGCCGCCCUGGGCAUAUAUACCACCUUCUUCUGCUUCGCUGGUAUCAACAUAAUAGGUUUCUUUGUUAUAAUAAUUUUAUUACCAGAAACAAAAGGGAAGAGCGACGAACAGAUCGAAGAAGAAUUUAGGAAGAAAUAG
Papilio polytes (common Mormon) is the source of this 1314-nucleotide messenger RNA. Its product is annotated as facilitated trehalose transporter Tret1-like. Gene Ontology annotation, biological process: transmembrane transport. NCBI's taxonomy places the organism in Eukaryota, Metazoa, Arthropoda, Insecta, Lepidoptera, Papilionidae. The transcript is spliced from 6 exons. The record is from RefSeq and is a predicted model, not a curated record. Gene Ontology annotation, molecular function: transmembrane transporter activity. Gene Ontology annotation, cellular component: membrane. Bases 1 to 1314 code for a protein of 437 amino acids.